AAUCAUCACAAAAGCCUUUUUUAAGGAUCCUUCACCGCGUCUCUUCUCUUCUGAACAUAAAACCCAAACACAAACACAAGUUCAUAAACAGAAAAGAAUAAAAAUAUAUUGAAAGCAGAAGCAAAGAAAAUGAGCACAGCAAGAUUCAUCAAGUGUGUGACUGUCGGAGAUGGAGCAGUGGGAAAGACUUGUAUGCUCAUUUCAUACACCAGCAAUACUUUUCCUACGGAUUAUGUUCCAACGGUCUUCGACAACUUCAGUGCGAAUGUGGUGGUCGAUGGGAGUACUGUGAACCUUGGCCUGUGGGAUACGGCCGGGCAGGAAGAUUAUAAUAGGCUUAGGCCUUUGAGUUACAGAGGAGCAGAUGUGUUUUUAUUAGCUUUUUCCCUAAUUAGCAAAGCCAGUUACGAGAAUAUUCACAAAAAGUGGCUUCCGGAGCUGAAACAUUAUGCGCCUAACAUCCCCAUUGUGCUCGUCGGAACAAAAUUAGAUUUGAGGGAUGACACGCAGUUCUUGAAAGAUCAUCCAGGAGCAGCUUCUAUAACAACUGCUCAGGGAGAAGAAUUAAGAAAGAUGAUUGGAGCCGUAAGGUACUUAGAGUGCAGCUCCAAAACCCAACAGAAUGUGAAAGCAGUCUUUGAUACAGCAAUAAGAGUAGCUUUGAGGCCACCAAAGGCAAAGAAGAAGAUAAAGCCAUUGAAGACUAAGAGAUCAAGAUUAUGCGUUUUCCUCUAAUAUUUGAACAUUUAAAUAAAAUGUUUAUAUAUUAUACAUGUGUUUCGUUUUUUUUUUCUUGGGUUACUUUUCUACUUGAAAUAGUGUGGACUUUUCUAGUCAUCAAAUUUUUUUAAUUGUUAAAUCGCAAAUUGCAAAUGA
Messenger RNA from Camelina sativa (false flax), 876 nucleotides. Its product is annotated as rac-like GTP-binding protein ARAC2. Gene Ontology annotation, biological process: small GTPase-mediated signal transduction. NCBI's taxonomy places the organism in Eukaryota, Viridiplantae, Streptophyta, Magnoliopsida, Brassicales, Brassicaceae. The record is from RefSeq and is a predicted model, not a curated record. Gene Ontology annotation, molecular function: GTPase activity; GTP binding.